AUGGCGCAAUACAGUUACGAUGAGUCGGGGAACAUGGCGGCGACGUUCGCCCUCAGUGUCCUCGUCCUGAUCCUCGUACCUUGGACUAUCUCUGUUCUUUCACCGAAAAGCAGGAAGCACGUAAACAGAAAGGAAGGAUGCACCUGCGCGCCAUGCCUCGAGAACCAGCAGCGCCUCAAAAAGCAGAUGCCCCGCGUCACCUUCCGCAAGAGCUAUGUGUUUCUUGCCCUUGGUUGGGCUGCCACGGCGGCUCUCGUCUACAAAGUCAUCAACGCGACCCCAGGAGAGAGCGUCCUCUAUGACCCCUUCGAGAUUCUUGGCAUUGCAAGGGAAGCCACCGAGAAGGAGAUCAAAUCCCACUACAAGAAGCUGUCCAAGAUCUAUCAUCCGGAUAAGAUCAAAGCGACUGCUGAGGAGACCCUUGAAAUGAUUCAGGAUCGUUUCGUCAAGAUUACCAAGGCGUACAAAGCACUCACGGACGAGGUCACGCGCGAGAACUGGCAGAAGUACAACGAUCCAGACGGACCGCAGCAGACCACUGUUGGCAUCGCCAUUCCUCAGUGGGUCAUCGAUGCUCAGAACAACAUCUACGUCCUCGGUGUCUACGCCGUAGUCCUCCUCGUCGGGCUUCCCUAUCUGGUCUACAAAUG
Messenger RNA from Schizophyllum commune H4-8, 650 nucleotides. RefSeq names its product DnaJ-domain-containing protein. Gene Ontology annotation, biological process: post-translational protein targeting to endoplasmic reticulum membrane; SRP-dependent cotranslational protein targeting to membrane. Lineage: Eukaryota; Fungi; Basidiomycota; Agaricomycetes; Agaricales; Schizophyllaceae. The record is from RefSeq and is a predicted model, not a curated record. Gene Ontology annotation, molecular function: RNA binding; transmembrane protein transporter activity. The annotation marks the transcript as partial. Gene Ontology annotation, cellular component: Sec62/Sec63 complex. The transcript has 7 exons.